ACUCUUCUCUUGCUAAGGCUCUAAAGAAAGAUUCUUGGUUGAAGACAGAUCACUUUUGCCUUGUAAGAAUCAGAAAUGGUUUCACAGGGUGCAGGAAGCUCGUGUAAGCUGCCAGUCACCGACUGAGUUCUGCCUACAACAGACCUGGGGAUGAAGGCUGCCAGCAUCUUGGCCCUGAUUGGCUGCCUGGUCACCGUCACUGAGUCCAAAGUCUACACUCGCUGUAAACUGGCAAAAAUAUUUUCAAGGGCUGGCCUGGACAAUUACCAGGGCUUUAGCCUUGGAAACUGGAUCUGCAUGGCAUACUAUGAGAGCCACUACAAUACGACGGCGCAGACCCAGCUGGAGGAUGGAAGCACUGACUACGGCAUUUUCCAGAUAAACAGCUUCACGUGGUGCAGACAUGCAAAGCUACAGGAGAAGAACCACUGUCACGUCGCCUGCUCGGCCUUGCUCACUGACGACCUCACAGAUGCGAUUAUCUGUGCCAAGAAAAUUGCUAAAGAGACAGAAGGGAUGAACUAUUGGCAAGGCUGGAGGAAACACUGCGAGGGCAAGGACCUGUCUGAAUGGAAAAAGGGAUGUGAGGUCUCCUGAACCGGAACCGGACCCAGGACGCUCUGCAACAAGUCCCUAGGAUUUGUAGUAUGUCAAAUGCUGGUAUCACCUUGUCCCCCUUCCUCUUGAUGUUCCUUCUCAAAGUUGGAGAGGGAAAACUAAGUUGUCAUUUUAAGGAAAUAAAUAUUUCCACUUAAGUAUCUUUACCUCA
Molecule: messenger RNA, 769 nt
Organism: Neofelis nebulosa (Clouded leopard)
Lineage: Eukaryota; Metazoa; Chordata; Mammalia; Carnivora; Felidae
Product: lysozyme-like protein 1
Exons: 5
Coding region: 151-597 (148 amino acids)
Molecular function (GO): lysozyme activity
Source: RefSeq, a predicted model, not a curated record